Messenger RNA from Talpa occidentalis (Iberian mole), 852 nucleotides. RefSeq names its product homeobox protein ESX1-like. Lineage: Eukaryota; Metazoa; Chordata; Mammalia; Eulipotyphla; Talpidae. Gene Ontology annotation, molecular function: DNA-binding transcription factor activity, RNA polymerase II-specific; RNA polymerase II transcription regulatory region sequence-specific DNA binding. Gene Ontology annotation, biological process: regulation of transcription by RNA polymerase II. The transcript is spliced from 3 exons. The record is from RefSeq and is a predicted model, not a curated record. Bases 1 to 852 code for a protein of 283 amino acids.
AUGCCGCGGGACAUGUCGUCGGCCCUGGCUGAGGAGGACCAGGAAGAGGCGAUGCCGGGAGAGGCGGCCAGCGAGGGGGGCGGCGACCCUGGCGCGGGGUCGCCGCGCUCGCGGGACAACAGGGACGGCGACCACGUGCUCGGCGCCGGCGGGGAAGAUGGCGGCCCCGGGCAGGCGGGAGAGCAGGGCCAGGAGGGGCCGCGCCGCCCGGGGCUGGGGGGCGCGCGGCAGCGGGCCCGGCGCCCCGCGUUCAGCGCGCGGCAGCUGCAGGCCCUGGAGAGCGUGUUCCUGGCGUCGCCGUACCCCACCACCAGGCUGAGACAGCAGCUGGCAGGAGUCUUGAACGUGACUGAAAGAAGAGUGCAGUCUUGGUUUAAGCAAAGACGGGCCAAGUGGAGGAGACGCCAGAGGGCAUCCAUGAUGAGGAACGUGCCUCCCAUGGCCCAGGGCCACCCUGUCGUCCUCAACAUGGGUGGUCCCUGCAGCGCCAUCUAUUUCCAGCAUCUGAAUUGCAUAUGGCCUGUUUUGGGUGCACCCCCGCCUGUGGUGCUGCUGCCGCAGCCGCCACCCGGGCACCAGCCAGCGCCAGGGCCCCAGCCGCCUCCCGGGCCCCAGCCGCCUCUUGGGCCCCAGCCACCUCCCGGGCCCCAGCCACCUCCUGGGCCCCAGCCACCGCCCUUGCAGAACCCCUACCAGCCGCCCUUCCUGUUUAUGCCUCCUCCAUUCAUUCUUCUUCCAUGUUGGAUCCCCUGUUCCAACCCGACCUGUUCCCUGCCCCGCUGUGCCCCACCCCCUCCUAACACGGCCUGGUACUUUACCGUCAAUGGGCCUGUGAUAGCCCCCUUUUUCUAA